GCCCCCUCCCCGCGUGUGAGCCGCGCCGUGCCGUUCUGCCGGCGGCCGUGGGCCCCCCCCCCGGCGCCCGCCUAGCCCACCCGAGCCGGGGCUGGCGGUGUCCGCAGCGGGAGGAGGAAGAGGAGGAGGAAGGCUCCGGGGGGGCUCCGGGGAGCUGAGGGCCGGCCGCCCCCCUGCGCGCGGGAGCCUUUGUGUCCCCCAGCCCCGGCGGAGUGAGGGGCCGGGGGCAGGGAGCGGAUGCGGAGAGCGGCUGGUGCUGCUGGAGGAGGAAGAGAAAAGGGGGAUGGUGGAAGAUUGCUCUCUUUUUUUUUUUUUUUUUUUUUUUUUCCCUUCCUUUUUUUCGGUGGUCUCUUCGACAGCGGCUCCUCGUCCCCGGCGGCGGCAGCAGCAGCAGCAGCAGCAGCAAGGCAGGCGAUGACCGUGCCGCAUCCGGAUCGCCCGGGCGGAGGUGCGGGCUCCGCGGCCACCCCCCGGCCCUGAGGCUGCCCACCUGGAGGAGGUAGAGCCGCGGGGCUGCGGCCGGGGGCUGGCGGCGGGGAGAGGGGGAGAGACCGCCUCCCCAUCCCCACACACCCUCCGGGAUCCAGCGUGUGCUGCGGGAGGAGAAGGCAGCGGAGGAGAGACUUUUUCUUCUUCCUUUUUUCCCCCCUCCUUUUAAUUUUUUUUAUUACUAUUAUUAUUAUUUUUUACAUUUUUCUUUCCUUGGGCGAAGAUCCCUGCUCCUUGUGUGCCUCCUGGUACCGUGGCCAGCUCUGCUUUUCAUGACUGGAUUGUGGCAGCAGCAGCAGCAGCUCCCCGCUGCAGGUUGUUGAGGAACCGAUGGGGAUUGGCAUCUCGGCAGCCGGAGGUGACUAAAGAGUUCCUUGAGGAUGCAGACAUCUUGGAAACAAGUUGUGAAGCCCACUUCAGGGAGGGAAGCCAGCCUGUUUAUAGCUGCUGCUAGCUCUUUCCAGGUGUUCAAACCCUCUCCAGAAAUGCUGAAUUCAGUACUCUGCAAAAAUAGCGUAUGGAUUUUCAGCACCUGAAGAGCAAGAAAAGGUCGCAGAUUCUGGAUACUGGCUGUGGGAUUUUUUUUUAUUAUUAUUUUUAUUAUUUUUGAUUGGCUUUUUCUCCCUUCUUGGAUGUGAGUUGAAGGCCAACAGUUGAAGUUUUGAAAACCAGUGCAGAAGGACACUCACCUUGUUUUGUUUGAACCCUUGUUUGCUGGGAUACUUUCAAGCCCUCCUUCACAGUCAUGUGGUCAUCACAGCUGCUGUUCUUCACAAUGCUCUUAACACCGUUAGCCCAUGCUUUCAGCCGUGCCCCGGUCCCCAUGGCUGUGGUCCGAAGGGAACUGUCCUGUGAGAGUUACCCCAUAGAGCUUCGCUGCCCGGGAACAGAUGUUAUCAUGAUUGAAAGUGCCAACUACGGGAGGACUGAUGAUAAAAUCUGUGACUCUGAUCCUGCUCAGAUGGAGAAUAUCCGCUGUUAUCUGCCAGAUGCCUAUAAGAUUAUGACUCAAAGAUGCAGUAAUCGGACCCAAUGUGCUGUUGUGGCUGGCCCUGAUGUGUUUCCAGACCCUUGCCCUGGGACGUACAAAUACCUGGAGGUUCAGUAUGAAUGUGUCCCUUACAAAGUGGAGCAAAAAGUUUUCCUUUGCCCUGGACUGCUGAAAGGAGUAUACCAGAGCGAACACCUGUUUGAAUCCGACCACCAGUCUGGUGCCUGGUGCAAAGACCCGCUGCAGGCAUCUGACAAGAUCUACUACAUGCCCUGGACGCCUUAUCGGACAGACACACUGACGGAGUACUCGUCCAAGGAUGACUUCAUCGCUGGGAGGCCGACCACGACCUACAAACUCCCUCACCGAGUGGACGGCACAGGGUUUGUGGUGUACGACGGGGCUUUGUUCUUCAACAAGGAGCGAACCCGAAAUAUAGUCAAGUUUGACUUGCGGACAAGGAUAAAAAGUGGGGAGGCUAUCAUAGCUAAUGCAAAUUACCAUGACACCUCUCCCUACCGCUGGGGAGGCAAGUCUGAUAUAGACCUGGCCGUGGAUGAGAAUGGGCUAUGGGUUAUCUAUGCAACAGAACAAAAUAAUGGCAAAAUAGUCAUUAGCCAGUUAAACCCUUAUACAUUAAGGAUUGAAGGGACGUGGGAUACUGCCUAUGACAAGAGGUCAGCUUCUAACGCUUUUAUGAUCUGUGGGAUUUUAUAUGUGGUCAAGUCUGUGUAUGAAGAUGAUGACAAUGAAGCCACGGGGAAUAAAAUAGACUACAUAUAUAACACUGACCAAAGCAAGGAUAGCAUGGUGGAUGUGCCCUUUCCAAACUCCUAUCAGUACAUUGCUGCUGUGGAUUAUAAUCCCCGGGACAACCUUCUUUACGUAUGGAACAACUAUCACGUAGUGAAGUAUUCCUUGGAUUUUGGCCCGCUGGACAGCAGAGCAGGGCAGGCUCACCAUGGGCAGGUUUCCUAUAUUGCCCCACCGAUCCACCUCGAUUCGGAUCUGGAGCGACCUCCAUCUAAGGGGGUAUCGACAUCAGGGGCACUGGGCCCAGUGAGCACCACUACCAGCACCACGCCACGAAUGGCUACCAGCAGCACUGGUCGCCCCACCACCACCUCGGCCUUGGGCAGGAGGAACAGGAGCACCAGCAUGCCCUCACCCAUGGCUGAUGUCCCUGAUGAGAUGACCACGCACCUCCCGCCCGCCUCCUCCCAGCUGCCCCCAGCUGGUGCCGAGAGCUGCGACCCAAUGGAAGCCCGUGAUAUUAUGUGGUCUCGGACCCGGCAGGGACAAGUGGCUAAGCAACCAUGUCCCAUGGGCUCGAUAGGUGUUGCAACUUUCCGGUGUCUUGCACCAGAUGGAAUCUGGGAGCCCCAGGGACCAGAUCUCAGCAACUGCUCUUCUCCCUGGAUCAACCACAUCACUCAGAAGAUGAAGUCAGGGGAGAUGGCUGCCAAUAUUGCCCGAGAGCUUGCAGAGCACACCAGAAACCACUUGUAUGCUGGUGACAUCACAUACUCCGUGUCUGCCAUGGUCCAACUGGUGAACUUGCUUGAUGUACAGCUCCGAAACCUGACGCCAGGUGGGAAGGACAGUGCUGCACGCAGCUUGAAUAAGCUUCAGAAAAGGGAGCGCUCUUGCAGGGCCUAUGUCCAGGCCAUGGUGGAGACGGUGAACAACCUUCUGCAGCCACAGGCUCUGAAUGCCUGGAGGGACCUGAAUGCAAGUGAACAACAACGUGCAGCCACCAAAUUGCUUGACACUGUGGAGGACAGUGCCUUCGUGCUGGCUGAUAACCUGCUGAAGACUGACAUUGUCCGUGAAAACACCGACAAUAUCCAGCUGGAAGUUGCAAGACUAAGCACAGAUGGCAAUCUAGAAGAUCUGAAGUUUCCCCAGAACACGGGCCAUGGGAGCGCCAUUCAACUUUCGGCAAAUACCUUGAAACAAAAUGGUCGAAAUGGUGAAAUCAGGGUGGCCUUUGUGCUUUACAACAACUUGGGCACCUAUCUCUCCACGGAGAAUGCUAGCAUGAAAUUAGGAACCGAAGCGAUGUCUACUAAUCACUCCGUCAUCGUCAACUCCCCUGUCAUCACGGCAGCAAUAAACAAAGAGUUCAGCAAUAAGGUUUAUCUAGCUGAUCCCGUGGUCUUUACCGUCAAGCAUAUCAAGCAGUCAGAAGAAAAUUUCAAUCCAAACUGUUCAUUCUGGAGCUACACUAAGCGUACCAUGACUGGGUAUUGGUCCACCCAAGGAUGUCGCCUCCUGACAACUAACAAGACGCACACCACAUGCUCCUGCAAUCACCUAACCAACUUUGCGGUCCUGAUGGCACAUGUAGAAGUUAAGCACAGCGACGCAGUGCAUGACCUGCUUCUGGACUUCAUCACCUGGGUGGGCAUCCUGCUGUCACUUGUCUGCCUCCUGAUCUGCAUCUUCACCUUCUGCUUCUUCCGUGGGCUACAGAGUGACCGCAACACAAUUCACAAGAACUUGUGCAUAAGCCUCUUCGUAGCAGAACUUCUCUUUCUCAUUGGCAUCAACCGGACUGACCAGCCGAUUGCUUGUGCUGUCUUUGCUGCCCUCCUGCACUUCUUCUUCCUGGCGGCUUUCACCUGGAUGUUCCUGGAAGGUGUGCAGCUCUACAUCAUGCUGGUGGAGGUUUUUGAGAGUGAACACUCGCGGAGGAAGUACUUCUAUUUGGUUGGCUAUGGCAUGCCUGCACUGAUCGUGGCCGUGUCAGCAGCAGUGGACUACCGGAGCUAUGGCACAGACAAAGUAUGUUGGCUCCGACUUGACACCUACUUCAUUUGGAGCUUUAUAGGACCAGCGACCUUGAUAAUUAUGCUUAAUGUUAUCUUCCUUGGGAUUGCUCUCUAUAAAAUGUUUCAUCAUACUGCCAUACUGAAACCUGAAUCUGGAUGUCUUGACAAUAUCAACUAUGAGGAUAACAGACCCUUCAUCAAGUCCUGGGUGAUAGGUGCGAUAGCCCUGCUUUGCCUAUUAGGACUGACCUGGGCAUUUGGACUCAUGUAUAUUAAUGAAAGCACAGUCAUCAUGGCGUAUCUCUUCACCAUAUUCAAUUCUCUGCAGGGAAUGUUUAUAUUCAUUUUCCAUUGUGUCCUCCAGAAAAAGGUACGUAAAGAGUACGGAAAAUGCCUGCGCACACAUUGCUGUAGUGGGAAAAGUACAGAGAGCUCCAUUGGCUCAGGAAAAACCUCGGGGUCACGGACACCUGGAAGAUAUUCCACAGGCUCACAGAGCCGGAUUCGUAGGAUGUGGAACGACACAGUUCGAAAGCAGUCCGAGUCUUCCUUUAUUACUGGAGAUAUAAACAGUUCAGCUUCACUCAACAGAGGAGCCAUGGCUAAUCAUCUUAUAACCAAUGCUCUGCUUCGUCCUCAUGGCACUAACAACCCUUAUAAUACAUUGCUCGGGGAAUCGGCGGUCUAUAACAACCCUUCUGUCAGCAUGUACAACGCACAAGAGCCCUACAGAGAGACAAAGGGGCUUCUGAACAAUGCCAGGGAUACAAGUGUCACGGAUACUCUACCACUGAAUGGUAAUCACGGCAACAGCUACAGCAUCGCCAGCGGCGAGUACCUCAGCAACUGCGUGCAAAUCCUCGACCGCGGGUACAACCACACCGAGAAUGCCCUCGAGAAAAAGAUCCUGAAGGAACUCACCUCCAACUACAUCCCCUCCUACCUGAACAACCAUGAGCGCUCCAGCGAGCAGAGCCGCAACCUGAUGAACAAACUCGUCAACAGCGUGGGCGGCGGGAGCGAGGACGAUGCCAUCGUGCUGGACGACGCCACCUCCUUCACCCACGAGGAGAGCCUGGGCCUGGAGCUCAUCCACGAGGAGUCAGACGCCCCGCUGCUGCCCCCCCGUGUGUACUCGGCCGAUGGCCCCCAGCCCCACCUCUACAGCCGGCGGCGCAUCCCACAGGACAACAGCGAGAGCUUUUUCCCCUUGCUGACCAACGAGCACACGGAUGACCUCCAGUCACCCAACAGGGAUUCUCUGUACACCAGUAUGCCCGCACUGGCUGGCAUGCCCGUGGCGGAAAGCGUUGCCGCCAGCACCCAGACCGACCCCCCGCCGGCAAAAAGCGGCGACGCCGAUGAUGUUUACUACAAGAGCAUGCCCAACCUCGGCUCCAGGAACCACGUCCAUCAGCUACACACGUACUACCAGCUAGGCCGAGGCAGCAGCGACGGCUUUAUAGUCCCGCCGAACAAAGAGGGAACCUCCCCGGACGGCAGUGCGAAAGGACCCGCUCAUUUGGUCACUAGUCUAUAGAAGGUUAAGCAAAAAUGAAGCAAAUGGACACCCACGGCCCCUCCGUAACGCUCGGUUUACUGUUCUGAGUUAAUACAAGCAGUGGUAAUAUUGUGUGUACUCCUAAAUCUUCAUGCUGUUCUAAGCGAAAUGAAACUCUCAGACUUUUUUUACUGGAAUUUUUAGGCCAGCCCGGAGAGAACAGGAACUGCUGCCCCCUCCCUCCCCCCAGUCCCUCCCCAUCCUCCCUCCCUUCAGACAGACUUCAUUAUGUUAAUGAAAGAGAUAGGACAGAUAACGGCACACUUCGUGGCCUUCUCAAGUUAUGCUGUAUUUGUUUAAACGAUCCUUGAUGCUGUGUUGCUAUUAAUACUGAGGACCUGAUUUAAGAAAGAAAAAAAAAAGCAAAGGAAAAAAAAAAGGCCAAAAAUGUGCAUUUGAAACUAGUAGCGAUGACGCAUCUAGGUGGGAGUGCUGCACAAAACAAACAAGCUAGCAAACUGUCUGUUACAAAUCCGGAUCGUGCAACGGGGUUUGGUCACUCACAACUCGGUUUGAUCGCAGCGCCCUUCGCUGCGGGAGCAACCAAAACAAAAAUUAAUGAUAUGAAAGGGAAUCCUAGAAUUAUAUGCUAAAGGCAUAUUUUAUGUUUUGCUGUAUUAACUGACGAUCAAAACUAAUGGCAGAAAAAGAGAACCGAACAAUUUCUAUGUAAUGUACAGAUACUAGCAUUGCACAUAUAGUCUGCUUUCUGUUCCUCCAGAACUUGCGUCCCUGUUAAUGUAGUGGAAAAAAAAUAAGAACUUUUCUGUUGUGCUGGUCUUGUAAGUUUGUCUACCAGUAGGAGCAAGGUUUUUCAUAACUCCUGUUUUUCUUUUCUUUCCUUUUGCCUCUCCCCUCCAUCCCUCCCAUCCUGGUAAAAAGUCUCACUGGGCAGAAAAGCGAACACCACUUUCUAAGGACCAUUUUUAGGAACGCGAUGGCAGUUUCUUUCCAACCAAGGGAGUCUUUUCUUUCCUCAUCGUGUAUCUUUCUCAAGCCGCCACAUGGCCGGCAGACUUUUUGCAGAAUAGAGCAGGGCAAACUUUAUGUUUACAGUGCACAACCGAUCGUAACAAGAAUCCUGUGAAGCAUCUUUGGCAAGCAGCCCCUCACCCAGGCCGUAGGUUCGCAUCUAGAAGCCAAGAGGUUUUUGUAGUUGUAGCGGGGCUUCUGCAUGAGACGGCGAUUUCCCCAUAGGAGCUAAGGGCCUUUAUGGCCCCGUCCGGUCCCCGUUUAGGCACUUGUACUGCAGUGGUUAAGAAGAAAAUUGAUUGAUGCGUAGUGAUCUAAAAAGUACUUUUGCAGUGAUUUUUAAAGAAAAAAAAAAAUAAGUCUUCUGUUCAUUAUUUUGCCUAACAGGAAAUUUAUUUAUUUGACACGAUUUUAAGUAACAUAGGCUUUCCAGAGGUAAAUUAGCAGCACGGAGUAUAAUUUCUUCUUUUUUUUUCUUUUUCAAUUUUUUUUUCCUUUUUAUUUUUAAUUUAUGAUCAUUUUGUAUGGUCUCAGCAGUUGAAUGACCUCAUUACUAAUAUUUGUUGUAAAAGUGAAGCUUGUUUGCCAACCAAUAAACAACUGAUCACAAUUUAGAAGACACUGUAUGUAUGUACUGUACAAUUAAUCGCUCUUCUCUGUUGUUCCUUUCUCCAUUGCUGUCUUCAGUAUGAGUUUCCAACUCCUUUAGGGUAUGGGUGAGCAGUGCCAAAGAGAGGAGGCCUGGCUGAGCAAUUUAAGCACAAAUGUUACCCAGCUACAGCUGAGUAGAAGUGUCAGGCUAGCAGCACUUGUUUCUGGAUGAGAACAAAGCUGAACCACAUUUCUUGCAGGUUAUCCUAGGUCUGUUUUGUGCCUACUGUGUAAACCAGAAAAUGACAUGCAGAUGAUUUGAGCAUAGUAUUUCAUGUGUCUUUUUAAUCAUUGUAAUGAUUUUUUAAUUUUUAAUUUUUUAUUUUUUACUUUUGAUUCUUCUGAGAUUAAAUACCGCUGGUAGCAUGUCAAAGAGUAAAACAAGUCCCCGUUAGGCCUCAGUCAUUGUUUGCUGUCUCUUUAUUUUCUUGCUCCAGACAUAUGCAGACCUAUCCUUUGCCAAAGGUUCUAUUGCCAGCCUGGGCAACAUUGUGCCAGGAACCCCACUGCGCUUCCCAGUAGCCCAACCCCUUUUCAGGUCCCUCCAGAGCAACUGGGUCUGUGCAAGGGCUGUCCUGAGCCACCUGAGGUGUUCCUGCAGCCAACAGCUCAGGCCAAAAUGCCUUGGGAAGGAGACCUCAUUUCUGACCAGGCUGUGCCUCCUGCCAGGUCUAGAUUUUGGCCUUUCCCACCAGGAGUUUGGGAAUCACAGCAGAACAGCCACCGGCUGUGCCCUUGCUCUUGAUACUGAUGCCCCACUGGCUUCUAACUUGCUGCCUCCUUGUGUGGUUUUAUUUUCUGUGCCAGCAGGGACUGAGCUGGGAGGCAAGUGGUAGAUUCAUGCACACAACUGUUCAGAUUCUAUAGCCAAACCAAUCUUUGCUGCAGUCCAAUUGAGGCUGUGAGGUCUUGAAGUACCUCUGUUUUGGAGAAAGUUAAUGCUCUUCUACCAUAUUAGUCUCCAAAAAGUGAUUUUCCAAGGAUUUGGUGGGAUUAAACUCCUACAGAGGGUGAGAUCCACUGUAGCAAAUAUUGCUAUGUUAAAAUGGGAGGCGGGUGAUCAGUGCAGCGUGCCUGAAACUGCAAGAACAAACCAGUAGUGGAUUUGCUAUGAGGUGACUGUGUCCUACUAAGUAUCUUUGGCUUUCUUCAAUCCAAAUGGUCGUUCUCACCUAGCCCCUUCCCAUGUAUUUCUGAUUCAGCAGGAAACAGGAUUUUUUCCCCUUCUUCAUCCCUUCUCGCAAGAGGUUCUGUCCUCCAGCUACCAUGCCUAUUAGCACUUUGAUUGCAAAAACCACUGUUUAUUUUCAAGCUGAUUAUUUCCAUCCCCAGGCUGAGCUGGCACCACAGGGUUCACUGCUGGUGCUUCUUACAAAUUCGGAAACAGCUGAAUCACAAAACAGAGGGGAAAUAGGUAUCAUUAAUUACACCGAGCCAAAUAUGUUUUAAGACUGUCAUUUGGUUUGGGGAGGAAGGGAGCAAGAUGGAGGUAAUCUCUUUUUCAUCUUUUCCUCUUUGAAACACUUUCUUAUCAUGUCAGAUAGUUGAUAAUUGGCAUGGUGAAGGUUUCUGCUUGUUGAUAAGUAACUCAAUAGACGUAAGUGUUAUGUGACUGGCAAUACAGCGGUGUCUUUUGUGCAGACUGCAGCACGUGAAACUUGGCUAAAGCCCUUGAAGCCUAAAAUGCUGUCGGAGUGGGAGGUAGAACUGCAGAACUUGAGACAUUUCUUAAUGCUGAACAAAGGCAGGGAGAUGCAAGAGAACAGCGUGUGGUACACAUGAUGCUUGACGAAGAGGCAGUAACAAUUAUGGUAUUAAAUCCCGUACCUAUGAUUGGAGCACACAACUUUGCCAGCUGGGCUGAAGUGGGCAAACAGCCCUGUAUCAGAGGUAUCUUCUUUUUUAGAGCUUUGUUAAAAGAAAGAAAGGGAAAAAAAAAAAGAAAAAGAAAAAAAAAGGACUUACAUUUAGAGAAUAUUGAAGCUUCAUUUGACUGCAAUAAGCAUCUAACUUUCCAUGGAAAACAGAGUAGAGGCAAAAAAGAAAUUCUUGGUCCUGCGGAGCCAUCAAUCUUUUAUACCGACCUUCCCUGCUGGAAGCAUGGGACCACUUUAAGGAGAUGUUGGUUGGGGAUGGGCAUGUAUGGAGUGAGGAUUUCCAAUGACAAUGCAUAGCUUGAGUCAUCCUUUCUUGUGAAAGUCUUGCUUGCGGGUGGGAAAGGAAAAUGGAGAUGUGCAAGGCUGCGAGGUGAGCACUGAGCAUUGCAUGCAAUGUCCCAUCAUCCUGGGACAUUUUGCAAGUAGCAGAUCUCUUUCUCCCAUUUUCCCUCUAACCUGCACAUAAGCAAGGUUACUUUCUUUGUGUAAUCUCGUAUCAGAUGUUGGAUUGCCCCAUAGCUACUGGAUGCACCAGUACGCUGGGCUAACACUAAGUUUCCUACUGCUUAGGGACACUUAGGCUCCAAAGGGCAGUGCUGCUCAUUUUCUGCAAAAGCCAUAAGGCACAAGCUGCAUGAGACUGUAAAGAUCUCCCCAAAACUUGAGAAGGAGAGACGAGACAUGACGAGAAAGACUACAAGACUAUGUAGGCUAGAAGUUUAGGAUGUUCAUCACAGCUUUGGAAACACCACAUAGGCAAUAUUGCUUACUACGGUGCUGCUCUUUUCCUCCUAGUGGUUGCAUUUAAUUCCCUGAAAUCUGAGUGAUAAGGGUCCUUAUGUCCCUGCCUGUGUCCCUGUUGCCCUCACACACUCUUGAUCUUGACAGUUCAUAAAGAAUAUAAUACCCUGCAGACUUGCCUGCACAACAGGAAUGAAAGGAUAGCUCGUCUUAUUAAAAGCUGUCUCAGGAGAGCCUAAGAGCAGUGGCUUGGUCAUCUGUCUCAAUCUGAUCUCUAACUUCCAUUUGAAAAGUUCUUUAUUUUUAGCUACCUGCUGCAUUCAGCUAGACUCUAUGCAAAUUUUAUUCAAUGAAUAUUUUAGGGUUUAAAUAGUCUGUGCUCAUGAACAUUCUCUAAGCGUCAUGUUGGCACAGGUUCUCUGGUAGCGGAGCUGAGAACAUCCUGCAGCACAAAGCUGAAAGCAGGUAAAAUGAGUGAUUAAUGCUGCCAGAGAAGGCAGCAGCCACAUUGUCAGUGGGCAUCCUGGGCAGGGAUACUUGCAGCAAAAGCAAGUGGGGCUACGGGCCCAGGACGGGGAAGCACUCAGUCCGCAGCCGGUUUUUCCUGCUGGGCGUUGAGCCGGGGCUAGAUGAGCACUCAGUGGGGCAGCAUGUCCUGGGGAUGUGUGGGGUCGUACAGCUGGUGACAUGUUUUCCCAGUUCACAGGAUAUGGUUGGAUUAACACUGAAAUAUUGAGGCUAUUCAGUAUAGCCAGAACUUGGAAAUCUUCCCCUUCCACACCAGAAUAGCUCUUAACAGGUGGUUAUGGUUUGUUGUAUUUGGUACUCCAGACGGUGAUAGUCUCCUCCAGCACAAUGCCAACAAAACAACUCAGCUUCCUAACUACUUGCUGUCUUUUUGAUUUUCCCCCUCCCUCACUUCUUUUCUUAUGUUUCUACUCCUUAAAUACUCUGUACACAUGUAAAAACCCAAACUAAAACCUCGAUAAUAAAAUAUAUAUAUAUUGGUAAA
Gallus gallus (chicken) is the source of this 11068-nucleotide messenger RNA. It is a transcript of the gene ADGRL3, whose product is annotated as adhesion G protein-coupled receptor L3. The record is from RefSeq and is a predicted model, not a curated record. Gene Ontology annotation, molecular function: carbohydrate binding; G protein-coupled receptor activity. Gene Ontology annotation, biological process: cell surface receptor signaling pathway; synapse assembly; brain development. Bases 1235 to 5794 code for a protein of 1519 amino acids. Lineage: Eukaryota; Metazoa; Chordata; Aves; Galliformes; Phasianidae. The transcript has 28 exons. Gene Ontology annotation, cellular component: cell-cell junction; axon; membrane.